Molecule: messenger RNA, 5643 nt
Organism: Delphinapterus leucas (beluga whale)
Lineage: Eukaryota; Metazoa; Chordata; Mammalia; Artiodactyla; Monodontidae
Gene: ADI1
Product: acireductone dioxygenase 1
Molecular function (GO): acireductone dioxygenase [iron(II)-requiring] activity
Source: RefSeq, a predicted model, not a curated record
CGGCGCCUCCCGGGGGAGGGGUCGGGGGAGGGGCAGCCCGCGCGGGUCCCGGGUGCAGGUCCCGGGCUUAGACCGGCCCGAUCAGGUCCGGGGUCAGGCGGCGACGCUGCCCCCGGGCCCGGCCAUGGUGCAGGCCUGGUACAUGGACAAGUCGGCCGACGACCCGCGGCGGCCCCACCGCGGGGAGCCCGCGCGCCCGGUCGACCUGGAGCAGCUGCGCGGGCUCGGGGUCCUUUACUGGAAGCUGGAUGCUGACAAAUAUGAGAAUGAUCCAGAAUUAGAAAAGAUCCGAAAAGAGAGAAACUACUCCUGGAUGGACAUAAUAACCAUAUGCAAAGACAAACUACCAAAUUACGAAGAAAAGAUUAAGACGUUUUAUGAGGAGCAUUUACACCUGGAUGAUGAGAUUCGCUACAUCCUGGACGGCAGUGGGUACUUCGAUGUAAGGGAUAAAGAGGACAGGUGGAUCCGGAUCUUCAUGGAGAAAGGAGACAUGAUCACUCUCCCCGCUGGGAUAUACCACCGCUUCACGCUGGACGAGAAGAACUAUGUGAAGGCCAUGCGGCUGUUUGUGGGAGACCCAGUGUGGACGGCGUACAACCGGCCGGCUGACCACUUCGAGGCCCGCGGGCAGUACCUAGAGUUUCUGGCGCAGACGGCCUAGCGGUGCCCUGGGGCCCGGCGCACCCUGGCCCCUCUUGUGAAGGUCCCAGGCCUGAUGCAGCAGAAAAGCAGUCGUAUUCUCUUUGCUUUUGUGUUGUAGACUUGAGGCUAGGUGAGCUUUCCUCUGCAAGACUGUUGGAUCAGAAUACGUUUUAAUGGGAGCAGCUGUAGAACCAGUUUGUACGUGGAAGCACCUGUGGAGAUCUGGGCAAAUCCGCUCAUUUUCUCUGAUUCAGGAUCAGUGGUCAGUGGCCCUGUGGCAGCUCAUGCCUUCAGCUGUGACCCAGUGAGUUUCAGCGCCCCAAACGCAGCUACUUAGCUGCCCCAUCUGGACCCGGUUCUUGGACUUUAAGCAGAUACCAGGUGAGGCCAUGCCUGCCCUGUGCGAAGGAGUGACAGUGGAUGACAGGAGUGAGCAGAGAGAAGACGCUUUUCUCCCAAAACACAGGGGAGGCUGGGUAGGGGGUGCCUUGGGGGAUGAGCUGGCGUGUUAGGGGGACCCUCGCUUGAUUAGGCCACGUUUUUGUUAAAGUAGCUGCCUUAAUGUUAUGCUUGUGUCUUGGAGUUACCUUAUAUUCUGGUACAUAUGGUUCCUUAAAAUCAUCCCGGUUAGAUCCUUUGUGGGAUUGUAUGUAUGUAUAAUUAAUUUUUAUUUGGGUUAUUACUCGUUCCAGGUGAGAUUUCUAGGUUAAACUCCCUACAGUAAAUCUCUUUUACAAUCAAGCCUUUGAAUUUUAACAGAAAAAUUUGUACCUUUUUUUUAGUUAACAAUUCUGAGAUACAAUUAUACCUAAUUCGUUAUAAUCGUAGAAAAACCCUAAAUUAACCUCAUAUUUGAAGGGCAGUUUGCUUUAAGUAUUUCUUUUAAACUGGAUUAAAAAUCUUUAUGUUAAAAGUGAUCUGUCGGGACUUCCCUGGUGGUCCAGUGGUUAAGACUCUGCACUCCCAAUGCAGGGGACACGGGUUCGAUCCCUGGUCUGGUCUAAGAUCGAACUGGGAACUAAGAUCCCACAUGCUGCGCAGUGCGGCCAAAUUUAAAAAAAAGCGAUCUGUCAUCACUUCCACAUGGUUCUUGGGGGCGUGUGUUCACGGCACAGUGGAAAUUCUGAAUUUUAGGAUUAACGUGUGCGCUGGCAGCACGCUGAUAACACCACCAGCCCUCCCAGGGCCUCGCGUGCUGCUGUCCUCGUUCUUCCCUUGAUGGGGCUCCAGGGACGCCCUGGAUCAAGGGCAGCUCCUUCUGCAGGCCUGGCACAGCGCUAGAGAGCACGGUCCUUCGUGCGUUCACAGUCGUCAGGACGCUACGUCGGGGUCUCCCAGGAGCACACGGCUGUGAGCUGACCUGUCCGUCUGGAGCCAGGUGCACCCGCUUGUUGAGUAAGACACGACUCCACGUGUGCUAUUUUACAAACGUGUCCUCUCUUGAAAGGCAUGUAGCACUUACUGGAGGGCGGCGUACGGCUGGGAUGUGAUGAGCCAGAACGUGAAUUAAUUGCCCUUGGGUGUAGCUUCACACUGGUUCACGUGUCGGCACUUUAAAACAAUGCUCGCUUUCCCCUUGUUCCUACUUGAGGGCGUCUGCUGUGCACCCCGACCGUGUGAGGAGACAGCCCGGUUUGGGCCCGUGCUGUGGUUUCCGUCCAGAGGCAGGCGUGGCCGAGCCAGGAAACGGCCAACCUUGUCCUGCCUUGAUCCAGAUUAAACAUGUAGCAAACUGACGUUUUAGCCGCUCGGUACUUUCCUUGCUUGAAAUCCAGCCUUUAAGGCUCCUGCCUUCCUAGGGUGUUCCGCUCUGUGUGCUUCGUCCGUGUGUCCUGAGUGGGCGCGGCCCUGUCGUCUCUGACGUUUAUCCAGAAGGAAGGGUGGUGGGCGAGCAGGGCAGCCCCCGCCCCUGCUGCAGAUAGCCUCCCGGCCUGGUGCUGCACUGACUGUCGCUAAUUAGAAGCAGGUAGAGCGCUGCGGGCGUUCAGCUGUUUCUGCCCUUCAGAUAAGAGUUCUCAUCUACUCGCUCUGUCCACACCCACAGAGAAGUUGUAAGUAUAUUACAGCGAAUUUCCCUGUAUUUACUUUCAUCUGUGUUCACUCACGUACCAAUGAUAUUACUGUAUACGUUUUGAAAUGUAAGCUAUUUAUAAUCUAUUGAGAGAAGAAAUGCAGUCUCCUUUCGGUAACAAUAUACAUACAGUACGCACAGAGAAAUCUUCUCAGUAGCUUUCUCUGGAUAGUAAAAUUAUAGAUUGCUGGUUACGUGUUUAGUUUUGUCCAUAUAUAGUUGAUAAUUUGGCUACAAAGAGCACAGUAAGCUACUCGUCUGAACUCUCAUUAAGACGCCUAAGUCGGUCCCUAACAGAAGGGAGUGCGGUGGUCUCGUCAGGACUGGAACCGGGGUGAAGCAGGAAGGGCUGCGGGGGGCUUGGGGCGCAGCCAUCCCACGUCUCUCUCGGUUUGCUUUCUGGGUCCCUGUUUCUCGUGUCUUGUCCCCGGGCCCCAUGUCCUAAGUUUUGGUUGAGAAAACACGGCUGCUAGAUUGAAUUCUUGCACCAAAGCAGCGCUUUAAAAUAUGGAAGUGUCGGAUGCCGAUCUUGCCAGAACGAGGCAGUCGCAUGUGCGAAGCCCGGGUGCAGCCUCCUGUCUGUCUAGUGUGGCUUCCCUGCCACUCGGCCGACGCCCUUACGGGGGCUGCUCACCGGCCGCCUCUCACCCCCCACCCUCCGGUUCCCACCCGGCUCAGGAAAACCAGACGUUCACACCCGGAAGCUGGUGGCAGUCCUUAGUGAACUGCGAGGAAGCGUUCGUUUGGACCAAAUUGUUGGUAAGCCCCAGACGGCUUUUCAGUUUCCUUGGGAGGAGUCAUCCUGAGUGGAGGUGGAGUCAGUCUCUUUAAGGAGGUACUGAUGGGGUGACUGGUAGGAACGCGAGCGGGGGAGCGGGGGCGGUGCCCAGCCGCAGCAGGUGGUGGUGCGGGCUGAUUGGCCGGAAGUCAGGAGCAGAGCCCCCCCACCCUGCAGGCAGAGGCCCCCGUCCCUGCAGGCAGAGCCCCCCGACCCUGCAGGCAGAGCCAGAGCUCAGACACGCGAGCAGGGCAGGAGGAGGUGGCGCUCGCGGCUGGCGGGGGGUCACGUGGAGGCUGGUGGGCAGGUGCUGAGGGGAGGGCUGACGCCUGCUGCUAACGAGGCUUAGCCCAGGUGAUGGGCCUCGUCCCACCGGGGACCCCGAUCCUGUGCUGCUCCCUGGAGCUCAGGCCUCGCAGGGCUGGCGGGAGUGCAUCCGGGUGACGGGCAGGUGCCUGACCCUCAGUCCCGCAGGUCGGCCCUGCCGGGGAACUCGGUGCAGACGGGUCUGGGGCCUCGCUGCUCGCAGCCCACUGCCCGGGAGGGGUGAGUCUCUGCCCAGCUCCCGCCGCACGCUUCCCGGGGCGGGCGUUCUGGGUCGGGAGCUCGGAGGAGAGGCGGCGGGCGUCUCCCACGUGCGGAAGGAGCCGCGCCGUUCCCGGAUGUGGGGCAGAGCCGCUCGGGCUCCACGCCAGGGCGAGGAACCGCGGCCUAUGUCGCUUGAAGGAGGAGCCCGUCUCCCUGGGCUCUAACACACCUGCCCGGAGGCCCGCGGGCGAGGGCAGCAGCCCCUGGAGGCGGAUCAGAGCAGGGUUCACGCUUACUUUGCGGGUUGCAGCGCCUCAGAAGUGAGGGCUGCCGCAGGCCUUGCCGCAGGGAACAGCCGCUCCGGAGCCGCCUGACGCGGGCCGAGCCCUGUGUCUCCGUCCGUCCCCGCCACCAGCGCGGGACGCAGCACAGGCCCCGAGUUCCCGCAGCUCUGGGGCUGCAGACCAGGAGCAGGGGCCGGCAGGUCGGGUUCUGGGGGGCCCCUUCCUGGUGCAGAGGGAGAGCCAGCCCUGGGGUCUGCGGCACCGACCCCUCGUGGGCCCCUCCUGACGCCGCCCCACUGCGGCCGCCCGGUCCACGGCACACUGACAGCGGAAGCUCUAGAGCUUUCCCUUGGAAAAUGAAGCCAGGCUCCUCGUGUUGGUGCAGAACACCGGCCUCCCACAUCCAGGAGCGGUGGAGAGCCCUCCGCUGACCAAGGGGGCUCCCCUGGCUGUCGAGGCUGCCGGGCAGCUCAGCACCGGGACUGAAUCGCACAGCCCUAAUCCUGCUGACGAAGAUGGGAAAUCUGACUCCACAGAUGUUUGAGCGUGGGCGCGCGCGCACCCCAGCCCCGGACAAGGGUGCUGCAAGCUCCCAGCGUGCAUCCUCCCCGUGUGUGCUUGGGGGCCCUGGGGCGGGAGGGGCCCUUCUGGAGGCAGGGGAGGAGCCUGGGGGACCGGGGCUGCUUGUUGGCGUAGCCACGCCCUGCUGCAUUGGGAGAACCUUAGGCAGCUUCCCAGGGAGCAGGUGCUGCUUCUCUGAGUUCCCAGGUGUUCUCAGGUUUCUGCCUUAGGAAGUCGUUAUUUUUCAAAGCACCCUCUGAAAUGCGGUAGCGGCCAGGGUCCUGAUGGGAGGAGGGCACCCAGGUCGGUGGGUCUGGGGCUGGCUCGUCCUGCAGCUCAGCACCCUGGGCCUGUGUGCACAGCGACCUGUUGUGGAAUGAGGUCUGCUUUUCCAAGGAAAGAAGCCCUCCGCUCAGACCCCCUCCUUUGCCUUCGUCUUGUUAUUGUAUUUUAAUGCCUUUUAUUUUCCAGGUUUAAGAUGCUUGUGUUUGUUUUGCACAAACUCUUCCAAGAAAUCCCCAGUUCUAAAGCCCGAAGGGGAUCUCAUCUGAGUGAUACAGGAGCGCAGCAAAGGAUACAAUGAAAUCAAUGCAAUUUGCUUUUGCACCCAUGUUUUCGGGCCCGCCCCAUCGUUAAUUAACCCUGAUGGCUGUCUGGUGAGGCAGGACGUGGGGUGCCCCGACGUUAUCGAUGGCCCCUGCGGGGCACGGAGGGGGCACACAAGGACACGCUGGCAGAGCCACACUCCCUGGGGGCUGUAGAGGGUGUAAGGCAGA